Nasonia vitripennis (jewel wasp) is the source of this 2629-nucleotide messenger RNA. Its product is annotated as zinc finger protein 235. NCBI's taxonomy places the organism in Eukaryota, Metazoa, Arthropoda, Insecta, Hymenoptera, Pteromalidae. The transcript is spliced from 3 exons. Gene Ontology annotation, molecular function: DNA-binding transcription factor activity, RNA polymerase II-specific; RNA polymerase II cis-regulatory region sequence-specific DNA binding. Gene Ontology annotation, cellular component: nucleus. Bases 503 to 1696 code for a protein of 397 amino acids. The record is from RefSeq and is a predicted model, not a curated record. Gene Ontology annotation, biological process: regulation of transcription by RNA polymerase II.
GUUAUUAUAUCUAUGGCGGCGUCAAAGGCCAAAAACACGACGGGUAUUUUUUCUGUCAGGUUUCAGUCUAUCGGUGAGCCCAUACUGCUACAAGUGUUUGUUUAUGCUCACACAAAGAGCUGCGGCAGCUCCGAUUUGGUUCAAUGUAAUACAAAGAGGAGAGAGUGGUGUGGAAGACCAUAUUUGUCCUUUAUUUUUUUUCUCCGUUAAUGUCGUGAAAAUAUAAGAGGCCCGAUGGGCGCGAUGCACCUCCUCAACGAAUUUGUCUAUUACCUAGCCAAUUGUACGUAGCAGCUGCUCAACAAGUUACGCGUAAAAUAUUUAUGCAAAACAUAUCGACGAUCGCCAUAAUCGUACUUAGUAUUGCAAAAUAUCUCUUGGAAAGAAUGCCUCGAUGCGUACCACUGGGACACACUUGAUUUUUACUUGUACAGGGCAAUACAUAUUUGCGAGCUGUUUAAUAGCGUAUGCACGUUAAAUUUGACAAGAUAUUGUUGUAAAGAUGUUCAGCUCAGUUCAGAUAAAACAGGAAUAUAAUGGUGCGGAUGAUAGGGGUCAUGAAAAUAUGGUUGGUGGACAAGGAAAUAAUGUUGAUUAUUCAGUGUUCGAUAACCAAAAUGUUCAAUAUGCAUACCACCAAUUGCCACAUUUUUGGGAUCAGGCAUUGCAAGUGCAAACCAAUCAGUACCCCAAGGAUUUUUCUCAAAAAAAUGACGGAAUCACUCGACAGGAUAUGUCUCGAAUCCCUCCAAGUAUACCUUCGAUAAGUACAAAUUAUUUAAAUCAUCAUCUGCAGCAGCAGCAGCAACAACAGCAACAACAACACCAACAACAUCAACAACAACAAAAUUCAUUUCCACUGAAUCAUCAAGCAACUGCUGAUCAUUCUCAGAUCAAUCAAGUUAAUCAAUCAAAUGUAGGAUCUGAGCACAUAGCAUCUAGAGUCGCAUCUGAAAUCAUAAGCAACAGCGGUCUCAUGAAUCCAGGACUUGUGGCAGGCCAAACAACUACUUCUUCUAUCAAACGCAGUAAUCCUGGUAGACCAUCAAAAUCCACAAAUUCCACAGACAGCCCUGGUAAAAAGCUAAAGUGCCAGUGUGAAAUUUGCUUUAAAGAGUUUGGUCAUAAAAGCAACCUUUUUAUUCAUAUGAGGACUCACAAUGGUGAAAGACCAUACAAAUGCAAACAAUGCGAUAAAUGUUUUACUCAUAGUGGGAACUUAGCAAUCCAUAUGCGAACACAUUCUGGAGAACGUCCAUAUGCUUGUCAAGUCUGUGGAAAAAUGUUCAGUCACAGUGGCAAUUUGUCAACGCAUUUACGUACGCAUUCUGGGGUCAAACCGUACAAAUGUAGUGUUUGUGCAAAAGAAUUUCGUCACAGUGGCAAUCUUUCAAUUCAUGAGAGAAUACAUUCUGGUAUUAAACCUUUCCAAUGUAAAGUUUGUGGAAAAGAAUUUUAUCACAGUGGAAAUUUAACUACACACAUGAAAAAGCAUCUAGUGACAGUUUCCACUGAACAGUGUAAAAAUAAUGUACUUCCUGCAUUGAGCACAGAUUAUAUCUCCAAUAAUGUUCAUCAAGUCAAGGAGACUGAAAGUAUUUUAAUUUCUAAUUCAAGUGAUCUGAAUAGUACAAUACAAAAUUCAAAUGAAAUUGUAAUUGAAGAUAAGUUACAUGAACAAUCAGCAACAAGCUAGUAGGCUUAAUCUUGUUUGCUUUUUUUUUUAGUCCACUGUAUUAUUUAAGUACAGAAUGGAUUUAGUCCCAGAAUUAAUUUCAAUUUUCAGUAAAACAAAUACUGUAGGGAUACCAAACAUCAUUUAUUUUAUACAUUUUCAUAUAAAUACAGAAAAUGAAAAAAAAAAUUAAUGAACUAAAAUUUUUUAAAUAACCAAAGAAGUAUAAUAAUGAUACAUACUAAUUUCUACUAACAUACUAGUUUUUAAUGGCUUCAUUUUUUAUCAGUAUUUUAUUAAAAUAUAGUUAAAAAUACUGCCUUCUUUCACUUAACAGAAAAUGAAAUUAAUAUUUGAACUGAAUCCAUUUCUAAACAAGAAAAGUAAUAUUUCCUAAAAAUAUUAAUUGUUAAAGUCAAUAUUAAUAAAAUUUAGGUUUAAAUUUGCUAUCAAUGAAAUUUUGUACUUUUAAUAUUGUGAUAUUUAUAAAUGGAUUUAUAAAUAAGCUUGAAGUGAAAAAAUUUAAAGCAUGAUCAUUGAACAACCAUUGAAUGUUAAUAAUUAAUAGUUUGAAGAAAUAAUCCUUUCAGUCAUAGUAUAAGUAUCUAUGUGGUAGGUACUUAUUAAUUAACUUUAUGGAGCAUACAGAAAUAACUUCAAUAAAUAAGCCUUUUUUAAAUCACGUCUACGUGUAAUUUUAAGACUGCAGUUAAUUAUUAUUAUGAAAUAUGAAAAUGAAAAAUUUAAGGUACAACAAAAAAAUACAUAACAAAUCAUGUACGAUGAAUGUUGAUUAAUGUAAUUAUAUAAAUGUUUUAUUUUAUUGUAUUAAAUCUGUAAAUUAUAUUAUAAUUAAUAGAAUGUAUUAUAUAAUAAGUGAUGUCAUAAAAGUGUCAGUUACAUACAUAUAUCGAUAUAAAUAUGCUCAAAAUAAAAUUAUCUUCUAAAAAUAAA